CGUGCGCAGCCGCUAGUCAGCCUCAGAACCAAGUUCAUAGUCCUGGGAUGUCUCGCCGAUUCAGAUCAUGCUCUGACAGUGGACGUACAUAGACAAUGGCUAUCUCCUCGUUGUUUGCAUGCUGUUACUCCCAAGACGGCCGCGCAAGCAAGCUCGAAGCCGAGACCCGACAUGCCCGCAUCGUCUCUGUUACCUCAGAUCGCCCUCGCUCGCAACGGUACAGCGACAACCCUCCGCGUUACGACGAUGUGGCCCAGCAGCCUCUGAUCACUAUAGAAGAGAAGAGUGCUGCUCAAUUUGAAGUCCUCAUACAAGCCGCGGACGAAGCGGGUGAAGAUACUCCUACCCCACUCUCACCGGCCUCUUCUGUGAUCUCGAUCCCUUCCACACGCUACACAGACCUAACGUCAAUGAAUACCGGCGAAACGACGCGGACUUUUGCGAGGAUGAGCCUCGAAACGUCGUCGACCGGACGGACGAGACCGCCUCCAUACCAUGCCAGUGCUAGGAGGAGUCCAAGCCCAGCGGCUACGGAGGACAGUGGCAGAGAUAGUAUCUUACAACACCCGGUGAUGAGGAGGAAUUGGCUAGAGGUACUGCGGCAAGAGGCUCUCAGGGAUGCUAGAUGACGGUGAGAGCCCUGUGCAGAGCGACAACGAGAUCAGUGACGCAGCUGGAUUUGUGACCUACGGGCACUUGUACAAGCUGAUCUCGACCGUUACGGCUCAUCUAGAGACAACGCAGAUGUUGAAGAAGUGAAAGGGAACGGCAUGGCCUCCGCACGCAAGGAAAUCUUGCUACUGAGAAGCCAGGCUUUCGUCCUGGCCGGCAUUCGGGAAGUUGCUCUCAAAAUGGAGCAUGACGAGCAGCGGUACGGAGGUCGAACUGCUGCUUGGACUUCAUUCUCGGUCCAAUUGAGGACAGUCGCUGAAGGGAGAAGGGAGAAGAGAGACUCUCAUGCCGACCCUCACUUCUGUCAACUCUCUGUAGACUGGCUACGCCUGGCCGAAAGUCAUCGCGCAACGCAAGCUGCCAACAUCGGCCAAGGGAGCCAAGUGCGAACAAUUUACGAGAGCUACAAAUCUAGCUGUUGGGGAGAGUAGCAGCCAUUAUGGGACUCAUCCUCUAUAUCCCAGUUUCAAGGCCCACGACGUCUUUGUGACUCUGCAACGUCCUUUCAGAACGAUCAGCUUUCUUCCCUACCUGGGGGCCUGGUUGUGGCCCAAAGAACUUGCAUAUCGGAUUUCUGCUUCCAGGUGAAUAUAAGGUCCAUGAACAUAGAUCUAUCUUAGGACAUAGACAUGUUAGUCAAACGAAGAUUCUUCUAC
This is a messenger RNA of Exophiala xenobiotica, 1328 nucleotides long. RefSeq lists its product as uncharacterized. Bases 96 to 629 code for a protein of 177 amino acids. NCBI's taxonomy places the organism in Eukaryota, Fungi, Ascomycota, Eurotiomycetes, Chaetothyriales, Herpotrichiellaceae. The transcript has a single exon. The record is from RefSeq and is a predicted model, not a curated record.